Molecule: messenger RNA, 690 nt
Organism: Parnassius apollo (apollo)
Lineage: Eukaryota; Metazoa; Arthropoda; Insecta; Lepidoptera; Papilionidae
Source: the annotation of a GenBank genome assembly
AUGUUAUCAGUUUUAAUUAUUUUAUGUUUAGUACCGACAUUUAUUAAUGCCUGGAGGACUACGAACGAAAACAGAAGGCCAACAACAGACGGUGCAAAAAAUAUUCACAUUCACUCUAAACGUCAUAUGUUGCAAAAUGAAAACGAAACUAAACGAAAAACAUCCACUCAACGUUCAAGAGACAUCAGAAAGAAACCAUCAGGCCAUCUGAAGCCACUUGAAGAAGAUGAUAUUGAAAACGACGAAGUGGUGUCAGUUGCUAUUGGGCCCCCUGCUAUACGUCCUAAAUACGAAAAAGCCGUGUGGAAGCAGACACCGCGUUCAAAUCAUAGCAGUACAAAUAAUAAUACAUCAGGUACAAGACUUGUUAAAGAGGUUCUUAUACAGCUAGGGCGUGAGUUCUUAACACACCAGGUAAAUGAAGAUUUUGUAUUUGGUCAAUAUAUUGGUAAUGCCAUGAGAAAUUUAAGAAGUGAUCUUAGAUUGCGCAUGCAACAUGAGGUUUUAGAAUUAGUUGUUAAAUAUCAAAAGUUAAAUCGUGGAGAAACUUUAAAGCAAGAAGAACACGGUAUACCAGAAGAGAAAGUAGGUGCACUAAGAGAAGGAAAAACGGAAAAAAAGUCCUCAUGCUCCAACGACACGGACGAAUCGUGGCCUGAUUUUUCCAAUUUCGCAAAAAUUGUUGGUUAG